This is a messenger RNA of Heterostelium album PN500, 1068 nucleotides long. It is a transcript of the gene sae1, whose product is annotated as sumo-activating enzyme subunit 1. The record is from RefSeq and is a predicted model, not a curated record. The coding region runs from base 1 to 1068 and encodes 355 amino acids. The transcript has 4 exons. Gene Ontology annotation, biological process: protein sumoylation. Gene Ontology annotation, molecular function: SUMO activating enzyme activity. Lineage: Eukaryota; Evosea; Eumycetozoa; Acytosteliales; Acytosteliaceae. Gene Ontology annotation, cellular component: cytoplasm; SUMO activating enzyme complex.
AUGAGCAGUGAACCACAACAACAAAGACAAAUUAAUAUUGUUGAAGAUGAAAAUAAUGCAUUGACAGACUAUGAAGCGGCGUUGUAUGAUCGUGGUAUUAGAGUUUGGGGUGUAGAUGCACAGAAUAGAUUGCGUCGUGCUCGAGUAUUGUUUGUAGGUAUUACUGGAUUGUCUGCAGAGAUUGCAAAGAAUGUUGCUCUGGCUGGUGUAGGUAAUAUCACGGUAAUCGACAAUACCAUCGUAUCAGAGAAUGAUAUCGGUUUAUUUAUAAAUGGUGAUCAAUCAAUUGGUAAAACUAGAUCAGAAGCAGCGAUUUCAGCAAUUCAAGAACUUAAUCCAUUGAUUAAUGUACGUGCAGAAUCUAUUGAGUUGGAUGCUAUCAGUGGAGAGUUUAUUAAAGGAUAUACAUUGGUGUGUGUUGAUAGUCUUGAUAGUGCUGUUCAACUUCGUAUCAAUAAUCUCUGUCGAAUGGAUGGUGUUUCUUUCAUACUGACUCAUUGUUUUGGUUUACAAGGUUAUUUCUUCUCUGAUCUUGGUAAUACAUUUAAAUAUGCUAUAAAGAAAAAGACAAAAGUAAAUAAAAAUAAUAAUAAUAAUAAUAACAACAACAACAAUAAUAAUAAUGAAGAAGAACCAGAAGAAAUUGAAGAGUUAAUAGAAUGUAAAUCAUCAUUCUCAAGUUUAAAUGAUGCUUUAUCAGUACAAUGGAGUAUUCUACCAAAUAGAUUAUCACCACUUUAUUAUGUUUUAUCUGUAUUAUAUCAAUAUCAACAAGGAAGUAAUAAAUUACCAUCAAUAAACAAUGUAGAAGCUAUCAAUAAAGUUUUGGAGACAUGCUAUGAGAGAUAUAACGCACAGACCGACAGACAUUCAGAACUCUUAAAACAAUGUAUCAAACAACUUACUGGUGAGAUUGCGCCUGUUUGUGCAAUACUUGGUGGUAUCGUUGGUCAAGAGAUCGUAAAGAUCAUCUCAAAAGACAAUGAAGUCAUUAACAACUACCUCUUCUUUGAUGGUACCAAAUGUUCUGGUGUCGUUGAACAAAUACAUCCAAAACAUAAUAACUAA